Molecule: messenger RNA, 2380 nt
Organism: Caenorhabditis elegans
Lineage: Eukaryota; Metazoa; Nematoda; Chromadorea; Rhabditida; Rhabditidae
Gene: shc-2
Product: SH2 domain-containing protein
Exons: 12
Coding region: 251-2167 (638 amino acids)
Source: RefSeq, marked reviewed
AUCUUGGCAGACACGUGUAGACUUCAAACAAUAUGUGAUAAAGCUAACAAGUUGAAUAUAGAAAUGAAUAAAACAUUCCUAAUCCAAAAUAAAAUCGAAUGACCUUCGUAAAAACAAAAAAACACAUUUUUGUUUGUCUGUGUUUGAGCCGUGAAACAUGUUUCUCAAAUACUAUCUCUUUGACAAUCUCUACCCUAGUUUCUUAUUAAAUACUAAACUUUUCUCCUAAAAUUCUCUCAACCUCUGAAUCAUGCCAGUGCUCUCAAAGCUAGCAAGAAAAAUGUACAGUCGUCUCAAAUCUUCCCUGCUCAAUCAUUUUCAAAAAGGAGCAAAUUCUUCAUCAAAUCCGAGCUACAAUGGAUUGACCAAAGAGGAAAAAAAGAGAUUACGCCAUUCUCUGGCCGAGUGUCAACUCAACGAUGUCUACGAUCCGGACUCCGCCCACAGUUCGUACCAGCACUCUGUCUCUUUCGUCACCACAAAACCUUCAUCCCGUCACCAUCAGCAAACCAUCGAUACAUCAGGCCACGCCCCUUUGGCGCCGCAAGAGGUGUAUCUCGACGAGACGUCCUCUAAUUCGGCUAGUACUUUCUAUUCGGACCUUCUCGCUUCCAGUUUCUCAUCUGCUGGUGGCAAUUCGUCAUUUACGUGUGAUUACGAGGAUACUAACGAGACAUCAUUCAUUAUGUCUUCCGGAUUACCAGCACUUUCGUGGAAUGUUCAGUACAUCGGAUCAUUCCCCAUCUCGGGAUCCUAUGUGGACAAUUUGGGAAGACGCAUCGACUCAUUUCAGCCAACGACAAGUGGAGGAAUGCAAAGUGUGGAGCUAUCGAUUUCAGUUCUUGGAGUGAAAAUUUGCUGUGAGAAGACAGUUCUUAUGUCCCACUCACUUCGCCGUGUCACUGACAUCUCAGCUCGUCCGGAUACUCAAAAUAUUGGCUACGUGGCAACAGAACCUGUUGGAAGAACUUAUCGCCGGCUCUGUCAUGUUUUUCAUUGUCAAAGUCUUAAAGAGGCCGAAGAGAUCGAGAACGUGCUCCGCAACGCCAAUCAGUCUCAAGUUCUGGCUGCCAAGCAACCAAAAUCCGCAGUUUCAACGUCUUCGAUGCAUCCGACGAACACUGCAUCAACGAUGACUGAGAAAAGAAGUGCGUCGACUGUUUUUCUCAACCGAUUUUUGGGCAAAAAAGGAAGUCAAACUGUAGAUGAGAGUGGACAGUGCAAGCGAAAACGUCGUCCAGUAUCAGCAGUGUUCUCAUCAGCAAUUCAUCGUCUGUCGAGUUCAACGUCUUCCGUGAAUCCGAAACGAAUGAGCACAAUCGAGCCGCAAGCACCAACUCGCGAGCAACUACUCCAACUACAGAACCAAAUGCGUUGUGCUGCAUCAUCUCCAGUUCCAGAAGAACCUAGACCAACUGAUCUUUGUGCAGCUUCCACGACAACUUCCACAUCCUCUGUUGCAUCGUCAAGCUCCUCAAAUGGCUCAUCAUCUUCCACUGACACGUCACCAGUUCCACCAGCUCCGCAGACGGCGUUGGUAUACGAUGAAAAAUUGGGAGAAUGGAUCUAUCCGAUCGAUCAGGCUUUGAUGACGCAACUUGACAAUUGCAGCUAUUUUGUGGGACAACCUACAAAGGAUUCAAUGGUCUACAAUCUGAAUACACAACCGGAAGGUGCAUUUGUGAUUCGAUAUUCGGAAAGUAAAUCGAAAUGUUUGGCACUUUCAAUGCGUGUUCCGUGCAGUCACAAUCCAUCGGGAAUCUCACAUUAUCUUAUUAUCAGAAAUGAGCAAGGAUUCCGAUUGAAGCUCUCCGCCACAAAAAAACCAUUCCCAACUCUUCAAAUGAUGCUCACACAUCACUCGGUUCUCGAAAGUCAUCUACCGUGUACGCUUCACUUUGUCCAAUGGCAAAAGACAAAUUUUAAGCAAUUGGCGGCUAUGAGCACAGUUGAACGGCCGCUCAGGACAUUCAAUCGUCAUUCGACAGCAUUAACGAAGAUUGACGAGAAUCGAAACGUAACCGCCACCUCAACACCGUACCGUCCAUCUGGAAGAUGUGGUGGAGGAAUUGAUGAUUUCACGACUCCGAAGAAUAGAAGAACACGAAAUGAAAUCAAUGCAAUGCGUCGAUCACAUUUCUUUGAUGACCGACAAAUUGUGUUGUGAAGUUACUUGAAACAGAAAUGAUCCUGCGUGUGCUUCCCCGAUGCUCGUCUAGUCUAGUCAUUCCUCGGUUACAACCUCCUCCUUCUAAUAAUUAUUAUAAUUUUGUUCAACUUAUAUUCAUUUCUAUGGGUCUGCAUUCUUUCCUUUUCUCCCAACAUUCACUUUGAUUUUUAUUUUUUGAAAUAAUCUAAUAAAACAUUUAAAAACCAGAUA